AUGGUGUCGGUAGGUAAGUGGGGUUGGUCAUCCAGUGCUGCCAACCUUAACGGAUCACUGGCAGCAAAGAUCCUGGUUGGUACAACCAACGCCUCGGCAUCGGUGCUCACAGAUCGCGCUAAAUCCGGCGGGGUUGUGAAAGCUCUCCUCCAAUAUUCCGCGUACACAGCAAUUGUUGGCGGCGUUCAGAGCAAAGAUCCU
This is a messenger RNA of Iphiclides podalirius (scarce swallowtail), 201 nucleotides long. The record is from the annotation of a GenBank genome assembly. Lineage: Eukaryota; Metazoa; Arthropoda; Insecta; Lepidoptera; Papilionidae.